Molecule: messenger RNA, 531 nt
Organism: Didymosphaeria variabile
Lineage: Eukaryota; Fungi; Ascomycota; Dothideomycetes; Pleosporales; Didymosphaeriaceae
Exons: 1
Coding region: 1-531 (176 amino acids)
Source: RefSeq, a predicted model, not a curated record
AUGAUCCAAGUCCUCAUGGCUCUCAAGUUCCUGUCCCGCGGCUCGAUGAAGGGCGAGAAGGUCGGCAUGGCCAACUCUCUUCGGGCGAGCAUGUCGCCCGGCUCCAUCUUUCGCAUCCUCAUGCGCUUCUUCCAGCUCAUAAUGGGCAUCGUUGUCAUCGGUCUCUACGCGCAGGAUCUCACCCGCGCCCAUAACGCGGGCGUGAAGUACGACUCCAAGUGGAUGUACGCCACCAUCACCGGCACCCUUGCGUCCUUCUGGGCCAUCGUCUGCAUGCUCCCCCUCGUCAAAGCCUGGUUCCUCUUCGGCAUCGACUUCAUCGUCUUCAUCCUGUACAUCGCGGCAUUCGGCAUCUUCGGCAAGAUGUACAUCAACGAGGACCCAGAGGGCAACGGCGGCAUCAUCCGCAUGAAGCACGCCGUUUGGAUCCUGCUCGUGAACAUGCUCCUAUGGUUCACCAGCUUCGUCUAUGGCGCAGUCGUCUUCUGGAAGUACUGGAAGGGUAAGCGAUCUCCCACCAUGGCUGUAUAA